GUGGCUCGUCAUCCAUUCCCUCUUCCCUGCGCUCUCCUCCUGUAUCAUAACAGAUGGUGGUGGGGUCUAUUAAUCUGCUGUGUUCAGCUACAAUAUCUAGCAGCGUUGUGUCCGGCCGAACUGGUGUUCCACUAUGUGUAUGGUUUCACCUAAAUACGUGAGGCUGUGAGUACCGUCGUGCGGUACCUUCACGGCCACCGAGGAACCUUCCCGCGUCUAUUUUGGCUCUCCAUCAACUGGGGGAAGAUGGCCGCUAUGAAAAUUUUAACAAGUACAGGUCUCUUCUUUGCUUUUUGUGCACUAGGAUUGCUUGCGAUGGCAAUCUGCACCGACUACUGGUACGAGACGGAUGCAAGAAGACACCGGGAGAGAUGUAAAAACUAUGCCAAUAAGCGCAAUGACCCUGGGUAUAUCUACAUCUCGAAUCACAACCUUCCUCUCCAGAUGCCUCCGAAGAGCAUUGAGAGGAAAGGUAAUGGCCCAGAUACUGGCGCUAUCAUCAGGAACAAACGACACUUUGUGGCUGCUGCAUCGGCCAUGGAGUCCCAUUGCAGUCGUCAGUUUAACUCGACCAUCUCCGGCCUGUGGAGGAAGUGCCACCGAGAGGGAUUCGACCUGGAGACAGAGGACCUUAUUUACAAAGGAAUAAUUCAGAGAUGCAUCCCAGUCAAGUACCACUACACUUCCUCAGUCCUCCCACGGAACCUACCCAUCAACAUCACAAAGACCAUCCGUCAGGACGAGUGGCACGCUCUCCACCUCCGGAGGAUGACUGCAGGCUUCGUGGGCAUGGCGGUCUCCAUCAUCCUCUUUGGCUGGGUGGUUGGGCUGCUCGGCUGCUGCCAGCAACAUGACCUCAUGCAGUAUGUAGCGGGGCUGCUCUUCCUCAUGGGAGCUAGCCUCUCUCCUCCUAUUUCCUCAGGUACGUGUUGCAUCAUCUCCCUGUGCACUUGCGUAGCAGGGAUCAACUUUGAGCUGUCCCGCUACCCGCGCUACAUGUACGGCCUGCCAGAGGACAUAAGCCACGGCUACGGCUGGUCCAUGUUCUGUGCAUGGGGCGGCCUGGGCCUCACCCUGCUGGCAGGCUUCCUCUGCACCCUGGCACCCUCUCUGAGCACGCCCACUCGCACCACCACCCACAAGCCCAGGCAAGAGAAUGGAGCCGUGUGAU
Gadus chalcogrammus (walleye pollock) is the source of this 1171-nucleotide messenger RNA. RefSeq names its product transmembrane protein 276b (gene tmem276b). NCBI's taxonomy places the organism in Eukaryota, Metazoa, Chordata, Actinopteri, Gadiformes, Gadidae. Gene Ontology annotation, cellular component: membrane. The record is from RefSeq and is a predicted model, not a curated record. The transcript is spliced from 4 exons. The coding region runs from base 247 to 1170 and encodes 307 amino acids.